This is a messenger RNA of Engraulis encrasicolus (European anchovy), 3391 nucleotides long. RefSeq names its product translocase of inner mitochondrial membrane 44 homolog (yeast) (gene timm44). Gene Ontology annotation, molecular function: protein-folding chaperone binding. NCBI's taxonomy places the organism in Eukaryota, Metazoa, Chordata, Actinopteri, Clupeiformes, Engraulidae. Gene Ontology annotation, biological process: protein import into mitochondrial matrix. The coding region runs from base 195 to 1562 and encodes 455 amino acids. Gene Ontology annotation, cellular component: mitochondrial inner membrane. The record is from RefSeq and is a predicted model, not a curated record. The transcript has 13 exons.
AGGGGCAGCCUGUCUGGACCUUAUGCAGACCAGUCUUGUCUUAAAUUCAGAAGCCUGGCUAGACCACGUUCUGAGUGUAAGCGAACUGAACGAUGUGUCCUGAACAAGUUGUUACCACUUUAAAAGUUUGGCGAUAGCUCCUCCUCCUGGUAUGCGUCAGAAGGUCAGCUGCCGAAGAGGUCACAGGCACGUCUAUGAUUAAGAUGGCGGCCUCCUUGUGUAAUCAGCUAUGUGUCAGAAGAACAUGUCUACUGUUGUCCAGUCGGUCAUACACAUCUGCAGCACUACACGACAGAGCGCAUGUCUACAGAAUAUGUGGACCCGCAGUAAAUUCACAAUGUGCACAGGUGCGAUAUGCAUCAGGUGGUGGUCGCCGCAAAGGAUUCCUGGGGGAGUUUAUGGAUAACCUGAAGCAGGAGUUGAGUAAAAACAAAGAGAUGAAGGAAAGCAUCAAGAAGUUUCGAGAAGAAGCACAGAAGCUGGAGGAGUCCGAUGCUCUGCAACAAGCACGAAAAAAAUAUAAAACCAUUGAGUCUGAAACGGUGAAAACUUCACAAGUACUAAAGAAGACAUUCGGAUCCCUUUCAGAAACUGUCAAAGAGGGAUUAGAAGAGGUUACUCGAACAGAUAUCGGCAAGAAGAUCAAAGAGGGGGUGGAGGAAGCAGCAAAGACGGCCAAGUCCUCUGCAGAGACCGUGAGCAAGAGUGGAGAAAAGCUGGGCAAGACGGGCGCUUUUAAAGCCAUAUCACAGGGCAUGGAAUCUGUCAAGAAGGAGAUAGACGACCUAGGGCAGAGUGGACCCUACAGAGCUCCAAGCAGGUUACGGAAGAGGAGCGACUUCUCAUCCAAGGGCGCUGACGAAUCCAAAGUCUUUGAGGCUAACGAGGAGGCCAUGGGGGUGGUUCUUCACAAGGACUCCAAGUGGUACCAGCAGUGGAGGGACUUCAAGGACAACAACGUUGUUUUCAACAGAUUCUUCGCAAUGAAGAUGAAGUACGACGAGAGUGAAAACACCCUGGUCAGGGCCUCACGUGCAGUCACUGACAAGAUGACCGAUCUCAUAGGUGGGCUCUUCUCCAAGACGGAGAUGUCUGAAGUUCUGACGGAGAUCCUGAAGGUGGACCCAUCCUUUGAUAAGGACGCCUUCCUGAAGCAGUGCGAGAAGGACAUCAUCCCCAACAUCCUGGAGUCUAUGAUCCAAGGAGAGCUGGAGGUGCUGAAAGAUUGGUGCUAUGAAGCUACCUACAGCCAACUGGCACAUCCCAUUCAACAAGCCAAGGCUAUGGGCCUGAGGUUCAAUUCCAAGAUUCUUGACAUUGACAACAUAGACCUGGCCAUGGGGAAGAUGAUGGAUCAAGGUCCCGUGCUCAUCAUCACCUUCCAGGCCCAGCUCGUCAUGGUGGUCAGGAAUAGCAAGGGGGAGGUGGUGGAGGGAGACCCGGAGAAGGUGCUGCGGAUGAUGUACGUGUGGGCUCUGUGUCGGGACCAGGAGGAGCUGAACCCCUACGCCGCCUGGAGGCUCCUGGACAUCUCCGCCUCCAGCUCUGAGCAGAUCCUCUAAGACUGUUUUCAGGCCCACCAGAACGGUGCCGGUGCCCACGCCCACGCCAGUUACGCUCAGAACUGAAGUGCUUACCUGCAAACUACCCGCUUUCAUACCGGGCUCUGAACCUUUCCCACGUGACCAUUUGCUACCAAGAUGAACCACGUUGUCACGGUUGGCACACAAAAAAAAAAAACGAUUCGUUUUCGGUUUACUUCACAAACCAACUUUCCGGUUCCAGAACACUCAGACUUGCAGCGUGAACACGCCUGCCGGUUCGAGAGUAAGGUGCGGGAACGGGCACCGGCACAGUUAUCUGUUGGCCUGAACGCGCUUUAAGAGGAGCAGCAGCCCCACAGGAGCAUCGAGGAGGAGCAGAGAGGAGGGGGGUUAGAGGACAUUUGAAGACUGGGGGUGGGGGGUAUUUGAGGAAAGAUGUUGGGUGGGGAGGUGGGUUUGGAAAGAACUGUAGAGGCUCACCAAGCGGGGGGUGGGAUACACAUAUUUCCCACCCACGCCGUGAGUCCCAUCAGCUUGUAGCCAAAAAGAUCACAUCAUGUUGCCUCACCAGACUGUUUGAUGCCCUCGCCAACAAGUGUUCUCAGACUCGGGGACCCAAGUAAGGAGUCAAACCCCCCCAUCCCCCCCCCCACCCCCACACUCUGGGGAGCUAACUCAAGGGAAAACACUGGUGAAACCCCAACCUCCCCCUCUCUUCCGUCAAAGUGAAAUCCACUCACGGUGAAGCGACCAUCAUGAGCUGUCAAGAAGGUGGACGCCAGACCACAGAGAUUAGUCAUUCUUGCCCAAGCUGUUGCACUAACAGAAAGGUUUUUGUUCAGAUUUUUACUGUUCCAAUUAUUUUUUCCGGAGCCGGGGGGAAAUGAAUUUGGGGUUCCAAAUGGUUAACCUCUCGCCGGGCCCCAUGCUUUCAAAUUCAUGUAAGGUGGACACGAUGUCAUGUAUUUCAUAAGUCCAACAUGGAAAUCAAACAUUAUUUAUGAGGCAUCAGUUCUAUGGGGGAAAAAAUGCCAACAUGAUUUUAACGACCCAUUGCUCUAAAUCAUUCUGUUUUUCCACUUGCCUUACAGUUAGAAUCUUGGAAUUGUUCUGUGGUUGUAAUUGCAGACUGUAUUUUUUUAAAUAAUUCAGCCCUUUCAGACUCCUUCAUUGCUUCCUUUGAUGUUUAUAUUUGGGCUCAAGUCAAUGUAAGACAUGGAGACAUGGCAAAAAAAAGUGUGCGGUUUAAUUCCUGGCUCAGUAGCCUACCUCUCUGCAGGGAUUGGUGUUGGUAGAGUUAGACCGUCAGAAGACCACCUCAGUCUGUGAUGCUGACAGGUCACGGCUGGGGGCUGUAAGAAGCUGAUCUGUGAUGUAUACUGUAUUACACGCUCGUCUCCUCUCGCCUGGCGUCCAUAUGCAGUGUGGACUUAAGCUGCUUAAACCCUCUGGGUGUGUUCCAAUAUGCAACCUUGCUUCCUCCACUUGUGCUUGUGGCCUCGUACCAGGAAGUUAUAUGUCAUGAUGACAUCACUGACAACUGCAUUAUAUUUCAAUAUCUUGCAAAAGCUCAAUUGUAAAGUAAUGUUCUCGUUUGCAAUUGGGAUGGUGAAUGAAAAACAGUCCCUCAAAAGUUUUGUGGCUAGGCUGACAGCUGGGAAACUAUUGUUUUCUCCAUGAAGGAGGGGCCAGGAGGCGGGGCGAGGCCACAAGCACAAGUGGAGGACGCAAGGUCGUAUAUUGGAAGGCACACUCUCUAACUGCCACGGUGCAAUGUCUGACACUCCCCACUAGCUCAAAAAAGGAAGUUCCAUGCAACACAACAAAUAAAAAAACUGUAAAUCCUC